Molecule: messenger RNA, 1632 nt
Organism: Notodromas monacha
Lineage: Eukaryota; Metazoa; Arthropoda; Ostracoda; Podocopida; Cyprididae
Source: the annotation of a GenBank genome assembly
UUCAGAGAAAAUCCUGCUAGCAUUAUUGACGACGAGAAACACGCAUUGGACCGCUUAUUCCCUCCGUUGUCGACCGAAAGUCGGGCGGAACGUGUGAAAAUUGAAACGAUCCUGACUGAACAUUGGGCGCAGUCGUUAUCCCGCGGCUUUUCAAAUGGAAGUGUCAACGAGGAAUGCGUUUAUGUCGACGAAGUCUCGUUUGCGAGAAGCAAAUUGAACGAAGAGUUGGCUAGACAGUGUCCGUGGCUUGUGACUCCGAAUCGACGAGAACUGUUGGAACAAGUGCUUGACAUCGCCGAGGACGGAAUGUCGAAAGCUUUCGCGUAUCACUCAGCUUGUGCGGAAGCUUAUUUCAAGUGCUUAUCCAUGCGUCAGUCGGAGGGUGGUGAUUCGAAAUCACGACCGAUGGAGGAUGCGAAAGCAACGCUGAGAAUUUUAUCAUUGACAGUCCGUCACGCGAAUCACAUGUCACCUACUUUGGAAGAUGGUUGGGCACGAACACCAACGUUUCCUUGGAAACUCAUAAUUCCGCAGCUGUUUUCCAGUCUGAGUAACCCAAAUAUUUCCGUGCGAAAGUGGCUGAGUGACCUGGUUUGUCGUUUGGCCGAGGAUUACCCUCACCUAAUCGUAUUUCCUGCUGUCGUGGGGGCGUCGUGUACGCUACCAAAUGUGAACGAAAGCCGAGCGAAAGACCUUUGGGACAAGUUGGAGGCGCCAGAAGACUCGAAAGAUGCUGCUGAAGAGUCCAAUCCGAAAGACUUCGAAGCUGAUGAAGAAGACGACAUAGCUCUUGGGAAGGAAAGAUCAAAACCUUUUGGCGAAGAUAAUGAUACGGAAAUUUUGGUGAAUACGUGCUACGUGGCUUUGCUGGAUGCAUUGACCAAAACGAAUCGAGAGCAUGUUGCGGAAGUUGAGACUCUAGUUCGUGAACUAAGGCGAAUUACAUUGCUUUGGGAUGAAGCCUGGCUAGGAUCUGUGCUGCACAAUUUGCCGCACUUGAAUCGUCGCUUAGCGCAGUUGGAAGGCGAAGUCAAAAAAGUUCAAUCAAACCAAUUUCUCAGUUUCGAAGAAAAGAAGACCAUCGUUCGAGGAAAGUUCGAUGUGCUUGUCAAGCCAAUUCUGUUUGUUCUGGAGCAGUUACAUGAAAUCACUGGUGGGGAGGCGGAAACAAAGCACGAAUUGUGGUUUCAAGAUAAAUUUGGUUCUGUAAUCGAGAAUACCUUGCAUUGCUUGCGAAAUCCGAAGCAUCCCGAACAACCAAAAAAUACACUGAAUGAAAUUGUUGCGUUGGAACAAUGGUUGAGGCAAAAAGGCGUGUCGGAGAAAUCACAAAUCAAUAGUCUUUUAAAACUGGCUGAUAUUUCACCGACUCUCGCCGGUUUGAAGCAUACUGUGAUCGCUGUUCCUGGAAGUGUGAAUAAUGCUAUGGGUAAACAAGAUUGGAUCACCAUUGCGGGAUUUGAAAGCAGCGUGCAAAUUCUUCCUACCAAAACUCGUCCAAAGAAACUCGUCGUGAAGGGCUCCGACGGCAAAAGGUAUCCAUUCCUUUUCAAGGGCUUAGAAGACUUGCAUCUGGAUGAACGAGUGAUGCAAUUUCUCAAGAUCGUCAACUCCAUGCUUGUUGCAGAACGA